This is a messenger RNA of Hibiscus syriacus, 1104 nucleotides long. Its product is annotated as ELMO domain-containing protein A-like. The record is from RefSeq and is a predicted model, not a curated record. Lineage: Eukaryota; Viridiplantae; Streptophyta; Magnoliopsida; Malvales; Malvaceae. Bases 107 to 904 code for a protein of 265 amino acids. The transcript has 9 exons.
CUAGGUAGCUGCUGCUCGGAGCUUCACCGUACUUUACUUUUGGAAGGUCUAUUGCCUUAAUUUUUACGGGAAGAAAGAUAGGAAGAUAGGAGAGACUUUUGAUAAAAUGGACAAUAGGGGAGGUUCUUUUGUCGCUGUUAGGAGGAUUUCUCAAGGCCUCGAGCGAGGCAAUACCUGCCAUUCUACUUCUGCUGAGGCUGUGGCAGGAUCAACGGCAUGGUUGGGUCGUGGUCUUUCUUGUGUAUGUGUACAGAGCAGAGAGAGUGAUGCUCGUCCAUCAUUUGAUUUAACCCCUGCCCAGGAGGAAUGCUUGCAGAGGCUGCAGAACCGUAUAGAUAUUUCUUAUGAUAGUUCAAUUCCUGAGCAUCAGGAAGCAUUAAGGGCGUUAUGGAAUGCUGCAUUUCCAGAAGAACUACGAGGUUUAAUAUCUGAGCAAUGGAAGGAAAUGGGGUGGCAAGGAAAGGACCCAUCUACAGAUUUUAGGGGUGGUGGUUUUAUAUCCUUGGAGAACCUAUUAUUCUUUGCUAGGAAUUUUCCGAAAUCCUUCAAGGAUCUUCUUUGGAAGCAGGUAGGUGAUCGGUCUGUGUGGGAAUAUCCGUUUGCUGUUGCUGGUGUGAACAUCACCUUUAUGCUCAGUCAGAUGCUUGAUCUUGAAGCAGUCAAACCAAGGACAAUUGUAGGAGCAAUUUUCUUAAAGUUCCUUUCAGAAAAUGAAUCGGCGUUUGACCUUCUCUAUUGCAUCACAUUCAAGCUAAUGGACCAUCAGUGGCUUGCUAUGCGUGCAUCCUACAUGGACUUCAAUACAGUGAUGAAGGCCACACGUCGACAACUGGAAAGGGAGCUUCUACUUGAAGAUAUAACACGACUGGAGGAUCUGCCCUCGCAUAGUCUCCUUACACGAUGAUGAGAGGAUGGAUUGACAAACACUGGUGGUCCGGUCCUUUUACAAACAUGUCUUUUAAGCUUUUGACUAGAUAAAAUGUAUAUGUGCUUUACUUCAAACAAGUGGUAAUGGUGUUCAGAUUUGAUUUUUCAGAAAUUGAGGAUUUCAGAUUUUUGUCUCUAUAAGCUACAUACGAAGAAAAGAUGCGACUAUCGAGAAUU